AAAUCGACGGACAAAGGGUAGCCCGAGAGUAAAUACGGGAUGAAUUGGUUUGUUGUUGUAGUCAACCGAGCAAGUUAAGUCACAUGUUUAUAUGAACUUGAUAGAAAAAUACAGUUUAUAGGCAAUUUUAUGUAUUUGUUAUUUAAAGUACGGAAAUCUAUACAACGUAUAAGGGAAGGUCGGUGAGGAGACCAAAUGCAGAAGUCUAUUGAAACAUCUUAAACGGCAAAACUGUAUAACAUUAACCUUAAAGAAAGCUUUGUUAAAAUUAUAAAACAUGGAUGAAGAACCAGAGAGAGCAAAACGCUGGGAAGGAGGAUACGAACGAACAUGGGAGGUCCUGAAGGAGGAUGAAUCUGGAUCUCUCAAAGCCACUGUGGAGGACAUUCUUUUCCAGGCGAAGAGGAAAAGAGUCUUUGAGAGUCAUGGACAAGUUCGGCUUGGGAUGAUGCGGCACCUCUUUGUGAUCAUAGACUCGUCUAGAUCAAUGGAAGAUCAAGACCUGAAGCCCAACAGGCUCACCUCAACCUUAAAGCUGAUGGAGUAUUUUGUAGAGGAAUACUUUGACCAGAAUCCAAUCAGUCAGAUAGGGAUCAUUACCACUAAGAACAAGAGGGCAGAGAAGCUCACUGAUCUUGCAGGGAACCCUAAGAAGCAUAUAGCAGCUCUGAAGAAAGCCGUGGACGCCACGUGUGUUGGGGAACCAUCUCUCUACAACUCUCUGAACUUGGCCAUGCAAACUCUAAAACACAUGCCUGCUCACACAAGCAAAGAGAUCCUGGUUGUUUUCAGCAGUCUUACUACCUGUGACCCAGCCAACAUCUACGAGCUGAUCAAAACUCUGAACGGUUUGAAGAUCAGAGUGUCUGUGAUCGGUCUGUCGGCAGAGGUUCGGGUGUGCACCAUCCUCACAAGAGAAACUGGAGGAUCCUACAAUGUAAUUCUGGACGAGAGUCAUUUUAAAGAGCUGCUGAUGCUGCAUGUGAAGCCGCCUCCAGCCAGCUCCUCCUCUGAGUGCUCCCUCAUUCGCAUGGGUUUCCCCCAGCAUGUCAUAGCCUCCAUGUCUGAUCAGGAUGCCAAGCCUUCGUUCAGCAUGUCGCACCUAGACAGCGCUGGUGAACCAGGACUCACUCUUGGUGGCUAUUACUGCCCGCAGUGCAGAGCCAAAUACACUGAACUGCCAGUGGAGUGUAAAGUGUGCGGUCUGACUCUAGUUUCCGCUCCUCACCUUGCACGUUCCUUUCAUCACCUCUUCCCCCUUGAGGCCUUCCAGGAGACCCCCCUGGAAGAGUAUGAGGGCGAGAGGUUCUGUGAAGCUUGCCAAGGAGAGUUGAAAGACAAAAGUGUGUUUACUUGUCUAACAUGUAAAAAAGUGUUCUGCGUGGAGUGCGAUCUCUUCAUACAUGACACACUGCACUGCUGUCCUGGCUGCAUGCAGACUGACAGGACGUCCUGAUGUAAGACAUAUGUGAACUUCAGCACAAGUAGAAACUGGGAGAUGCAGAAGAAAAAGAGGAAGUGAUGAUCCACUGAUUCAGAUUAUUACUGAUUAUUUAGGCUUAACAUAAUGAAAGCAAGUGGUUGUCAGGGUCUUUGGCAUCUUUCUGGUUUUUGCAUCAUAGCUGUGCUUAAGCUGUUACUGUAUGAAAGGCGCCCCCUAUGGGGAAAAGUGUCUCACUGGACCAAAUGAAACCAGCAUCAGAGAAAACAUUUUGUGCCAUUUUGUCAGUGUCCUAUUUCUGUUUAAGCCACUGAGUUGUUAUGAUUUAACAUGACAUCUGUUUCUAGAUUUAGUUUUCUAUAUACCAUGUUAUUAUAGUUGCCUGUACUCAAUUAUGCAGAUGCAAACUUGUAAUUAGGUGUUGAGAUGAAUUGUUCAAAUUAAAUUCUUUUAAUACCGUA
Puntigrus tetrazona (Sumatra barb) is the source of this 1902-nucleotide messenger RNA. It is a transcript of the gene gtf2h2, whose product is annotated as general transcription factor IIH, polypeptide 2. Gene Ontology annotation, molecular function: zinc ion binding. The transcript has 15 exons. The record is from RefSeq and is a predicted model, not a curated record. Gene Ontology annotation, cellular component: transcription factor TFIIH core complex; transcription factor TFIIH holo complex. NCBI's taxonomy places the organism in Eukaryota, Metazoa, Chordata, Actinopteri, Cypriniformes, Cyprinidae. Gene Ontology annotation, biological process: nucleotide-excision repair; DNA-templated transcription; regulation of transcription by RNA polymerase II. The coding region runs from base 278 to 1456 and encodes 392 amino acids.